This is a messenger RNA of Folsomia candida, 1534 nucleotides long. Its product is annotated as RNA-binding protein with serine-rich domain 1-B. Gene Ontology annotation, molecular function: RNA binding. Gene Ontology annotation, cellular component: ASAP complex; nucleoplasm; cytoplasm. Lineage: Eukaryota; Metazoa; Arthropoda; Collembola; Entomobryomorpha; Isotomidae. The transcript is spliced from 7 exons. Gene Ontology annotation, biological process: mRNA splicing, via spliceosome. The record is from RefSeq and is a predicted model, not a curated record. Bases 153 to 1199 code for a protein of 348 amino acids.
UUCCGGUGCGUGCAUUUUGUUCUUGCUCCCUCCGGUCUUUUAGAUUUAUUUGGCCGGAAUUAAUAUUAAAUAUUAAUUAAAUCCGUCUAUAUUUAGUUGAUUGAUCAGUCUUAGAGUUAAAGGGGUCAAGUGGUUUAAUCCGAGAAGAUAAUAUGGCGCGUCCCAGUAAAGGUGACGACCGAAAGAGGCAGAGAUCUUCAUCUACAUCGUCAUCUUCAAGCUCGUCAAGUACUAGUUCAUCUAGUUCGUCGGGAUCUUCCAGUUCUGGCUCGAGCAGUUCUAGUUCCAGUUCGUCGUCAAGUGGUGGGUCAAAAUCGCAUGGACGACGAGGCCGAGAUGCAAAAGCAGCAGAUAAGGGAAAAUCAAGUCCUAAAGUAGGGACAGUGACCAGGUCCCCAAAACUUGAACCCGAAAAGAGGGGGGAGAGGGAGAGGGAAAGACCAAAGUCUCCAAUCCAGCGACGAACUUCACCGUUGAGAAGAGCGGGGUCAAGAUCGCCAAGGCGUGUAUCUCCUCCUCGAAAGGGCUCAUCAAAGUCACCACCUCCACGACGUAGUGGUGGAGCAAGAUCGCCGAAACCGUCUCCUUCUACAAGGAGAGGACGAUCCAGGUCACGAUCGCCAAGGGGAAGGUCAAAGUCUCCAAUUAAGAAGGAAAUUAGAAAGAAAGAAAGAAGUCCUACGCCUCGACCAACCAAAAUUCAUGUUGGCAGAAUAACAAGGAAUGUGACGAGGGAACACUUACAAGAAAUAUUUACUUCUUUUGGCACAAUUAAGGCAAUAGAAUUUCAUCAAGAUAAGGUUCAUCCUCAUCUUGGCAAGGGAUUUGCUUACAUUGAGUUUACCAACGCCGACGAAGCUGAAGUCGCUAUGAAACACAUGGACGGUGGUCAGAUUGAUGGACAAGAGAUUACUGCUGCUCCUGUGCUAAAUGUCCCUCGUCCACAACCUAUGAUGGGAUUCGGAGGAGGAGGCAGAAUGGGAAGAAGGUCUCCGCCACCCCAUAAUCGACGAAGAGGAUGGUCUCCACCCCAGCGACGUUCGCCAUUCCGUGGAGGCGGAGGUGGACGCUUUGGUGGGGGUGGUGGUGGUGGCGGCGGUGGAUAUGGCCGCAGAUCACCCCCACCACGUCAACGACGAGUUUCUCCACCAAGACGUCGUCGUUAUGAGGCAAGGUCAUCCUCGUCAUCAUCCAGAUAGAUGCAAAAUGAUUAGAACACGUACAUUAUAGAAUGUUUAUCAUGCAUGUUUUGGUAAUUUCACCUCCUAAGAAUAUCUAUUUAGAAAUAGAACAAUUUGAAUGUUAAAAACAGUUUUACAUUUGUAUCCUUACACAUGAUUCUGGCAAAAUUCUACUCGUAUUCCACCCUAAAAUUAAAGUAAAUUAACUAGGUACAUACAUACAAUAGAGUACUUUCCGAUUUCACUGUUGUAGAUUAUUUAAUCAAGUGUUUUAUGUUGUACAGUCUUGUCGUUGUUGUUAAUUUUAUAUUAUGAAGGUAUUUUUCGAUUAAAUAAAUAAUCUAACAUGAUAA